Molecule: messenger RNA, 2334 nt
Organism: Stylophora pistillata
Lineage: Eukaryota; Metazoa; Cnidaria; Anthozoa; Scleractinia; Pocilloporidae
Molecular function (GO): serine-type endopeptidase inhibitor activity
Source: RefSeq, a predicted model, not a curated record
CCGUUCAUUUACAAAGGCCGUCGUUAUAACAGCUGCACAAGAACUCGGCAUAAUCGUAGGUGGUGCGCUAUUACACCCAACUAUGAUCGUGACAGGAAAUGGGGCAAUUGCGUCAUGAGAAUCAGGCCAGUGCGUCCGAAACCAGUGCGACCAAGAUUCCCUGCUGGAAGUGUCUCUCACGUUGGUGUUACCGCUGAUAUUGCGUUCUUGAUCGAUGGCUCGCGCUAUGUUGGUCGCAGAAAUUUCCACUUUGAGAAGGCCUUUAUCAAGUCGAUCGCCCGUCGCUUCACCAUCAGCAAGCACCAAUCACACAUUGGUGUGGCAACUUACGGUAGCCGACCACAUCUGCGCAUGCGUUUAAACCAGUGCAACUCAUUAGGUCUGGUACUUAGAACCUUAAAUCACAUCCGCUUUCCAAACCAAGCCGGUCGGCGAGUCGAUCUCGGAUUACAAGCUUCUCUCCGAUAUUUUUUUGCAAGGAGGCCGACGUACUCUUUCGUCCGAAAGGUCUUGGUGGCGUUAGUCAGCGGCAAGCAGACUGCAAGAUCUUCCUACCUUAUCAGUAGGCUUCCAUCCCAGUUCAGGCGUUAUGGCGUUAAGGUGUUCAUUAUUGGGGUUGGUUAUGUUGAUCAGCGAUACCUGCGACCCUUUACCUACAGGAACAAGCACGUGUAUGUCGUUCGCUCGUACAGCAGCCUGGUCGCUAGAGCGGGUACAAUAGCCAAGGCUAUUCACCUGGAAAUGAAUAUUGAACGCGAACGAUACCACGAUCUACAGAAGCGGCUCAACUUUGAAGCCGGCCGAAACAGCAAUGAAAUACAAGGAGAACCGCUCAUCGAUGAAACCAUGAAGGAAGGCAACGGAGAACUAUACAUUAAUGGGACGCAGAUGGAAGGCAACGGCGAACAAUACAUCAUUGGGACGCAGAUGGAAGGCAACGCAGAACGAUUCAUCAAUGGGACGCAGAUAGAAGGCAACGCAGAACAAUACGUCAACGGGACGCAGAUGGAAGGCAACGCAGAACGAUACAUUAAUGGAACCAGGAUGGAUGGCAACGGAGAACGAUACAUCAAUGGGACCCAGAUGGAAGGCAACGCAGAACAAUACAUCAAUGGGACCAGGAUAGAAGACAACGGUCGACAAAGAAACGGAACGGAAUUUUUUAAAACCUUGUAGAUGAACCACAUAAUACGCAGUAGACAUGAUGGCACUCUAUAUAUACAGGAUUAAACCUUCCUUAUUGAAAUUGCAAGUGUACAGUCACUGAGGCGUUCUUUGUAGGAAUUGUUGCGUUACACAAAGCUUUGUGUAGUGCAACAUUGCAGACCAGGCAGAGCGUUGCCUACUUGUAUACAUAAGGCUAAGGUGUCUUAAUUCAAGAUCAAUUGAUUCGGACCGAAAUUACCAGUAGUUGAUUGGAUUUUCCUGUAUCAAAGGUGUCCUGUUUUAGUUAACACUUACCACUUACGUUGUCAGUUUAGCAAAUGGAAUAAAAUUUCAUUGAUAUUCAAUGUCAACAACUAGUGUGCCGUUUUUUUCUGGAGGGGGGAAAUUCAAGAUUUUUUUAAUUGGGGGUUGUUACUUAUGGAUCACGACAGGUGUUAUAGAUUGAUUCAAGUAUAACAACCUACUAGUAACGUCAGUCCGUUGUCCCAGGGCAGUUUGUGUGAUCACAAUGUGCAGGUCUCGACAAUUUGCGAGAUGAGGACGAAUGGCGAUGCUAUAAGAAAAAAUUAAAUGGAAUUGCAUUGAUACGCCAUAAUUCUUGGUUUGUGGCUGUAAGCUUUCCAUUGUAAAGAGUGUUAGCCCUAAUGAACAUUUGGGCAGAUAGUUUCUCUGCCUCUUUAGCAGUGCAUGAAUCCUCACUAUACGACGAGACAGUAUGCGGAAAAAUUAUCUUAAAUUUCGUCUGCCAGAAAUACAUGGAAAGAUUUUUAUCUUUGCAGACAAAGUUCCGAUGCGAAGUUCGUGCAAAUCACACUCUCUCUAGAUAUAACGUUUCUUCGAAGACCUCAUUAACAGCCUAACUUUGCUUAAAUUGACUUCUUUGAAUUGAAAGUCAGUAUAUUUUCUAGAUUUGUUCCUUAUUAUUGCAUUUAAAAGCAUAUAUAUUUUAAAAAAUGUUCUCAGCAACCGAAAGUAUUCAGCCUGUCUCAUUAGAGACUGUUGAUACAUAAAAACUUAAUAGGCCUUUCAAAAAAUCAACUGGGAUAAAAGUAUCAAAGUCUAUCUUGAUAUUUAGCGGCAGCAGACGUUGUAAUCUUUCAAGGGAGCGUUACAUCUCCCUGUCGGUAUCGCCGGUCAUCUGGUAGGCUGCGUUGACAAGGCCACAUU